This is a messenger RNA of Cuscuta epithymum, 1942 nucleotides long. NCBI's taxonomy places the organism in Eukaryota, Viridiplantae, Streptophyta, Magnoliopsida, Solanales, Convolvulaceae. The record is from the annotation of a GenBank genome assembly.
AUUAUCCACAAUUCCACACUGCUUGUAUAUUGCUUUAAUUAAUAGAAGUAAGGUCCCUAGAAGUAAAUACAGAUUACAGAGUACUAUCACAGAUUUUUUUAUAUUGAAAAUAGUACUAUCGCAAAUUAGCAAGUAGCAACAGAGUAAGGUCCCAGGCUUCUAAUUGGGGGUUCCGAUCAUAGCAACAGAGUAAGGUCCAAGGUUUCUAAUUGGGGUUUCCGAUCGGUGAAGCACGUCAUCUUAUUAGCGACAGACUCCGGGAGAUAUAAUCGAUUAUUUCGAUCUGGGAUGGAACAAUCAUGGUCGCAAUAAGGAUAGGGAGGACAAACCGGCCUAGUGUUUCGACGCAGAUGAGAUGCGCAGCAGGCAUAGGAAUUGCAGAUUACCAGAUGCAGAACGAGGAGCGGAUAAAUCUAAGAUUGAAGAUGGAAGAUGGGAGCCAAGUCUCUCAGAUGAUGUGACGGCUUUUUGUUUGAGUGAAGCAAGGUAAUUUGCGAUUCUAAUUGGAAAAACAGUGCCGUUUUGGGAUCUGUAUACCUUGUUCACGGUAUACCGAUCCCACGGUAUAAUUUGCCCUAUUUGUGUACUUUUGCUAAGUUUUAGUAUACCUACGAAGUAGGGUAGUUCUAGAUGUAAACAAAAUUUGAACACAAAUUGCACAUUGUCUGUGUACACGGAUAUUUUGACUUAAAAUUCUACUUUUUUUAAACAAAUUAUCUAUAUACACACGUAAUUACGGGUUGGGUUGGGUUGUGUACAAUUUGUGAACUAAUUUUGUGUAGAAGAGAUAAUUUUUCAACCAAGUACUCUGUAAUCCACCGAAUCCAUGCCCAAUCAUAUCAAUGCCCUGAAACAUAGGGUGAAUUUUCCAUUUAAUAAUCUGCCAAGCCAAAGCAACACUCUGCCAUCCUAUCCUUCCAGCAUACAAAUCACAAUCAUUUUCUUCUUACAAAUCACAAUCAUUUUACAAUCAUUUUCUUCUUAUUUCACGCUUCCUUACCUUGCCUCCAAGUUUUUGAUUGCAGAGUGAAAUGGCUCAAGAAGAAGUGAUAUUGUUGGACUUCUGGCCGAGCAUGUACGGGAUGAGGGUAAGGAUUGCUCUGGCAGAGAAGGAGAUUAAGUAUGAGUAUAGAGAAGAGGACCUCAAGAACAAGAGCGACCUGCUUCUGAAGAUGAACCCGGUUCACAAGAAGAUCCCGGUUCUCAUCCACAACGGCAAGCCGGUCUGUGAGUCAACCAUCGUAGUGGAGUAUAUUGAUGAAGUUUGGAAGGACAAGGCGCCUCUGCUCCCCUCUGAUUCUUAUCAGAAAUCCCAGGCUAAGUUUUGGGCCGACUACGUUGACAAGAAGGUUCAUGAUCCUGGUAUGAAAGCAUGGACUUCAAAGGGAGAAGAGCAAGAGGCAGCAAAGAAGGAGUUUAUAGAAGUCCUCAAGGUGUUGGAAGGAGAACUGGGAGAGAAGCCAUACUUUGGGGGUGAGAAGUUUGGGUUUGUGGAUGUUUCCCUCAUUGGAUUCUACAGCUGGUUUUAUGUUUAUGAGACUUUUGGCCAUUUCAGCAUAGAAGCUGAGUGCCCUAAACUGAUUGGUUGGGCUAAGAGGUGCAUGGAGAGGGAGAGUGUGUCCAAGUCUCUUCCUGACCCUCACAAGGUCUAUGAGUUUGCCCUAAUGCUGAAGGAAAAAUGGGCAUUGCCUAAACAGUGAACACCACUCAUUAUAGAUGUAUAGUAUAUGCUCAAUUUGCUUGAGUGUCUGAAUAAUGUAUGUAUGGCAAUAAUGUUACUUUCAUCUAUGUGGUCUAAUCAAGUUUGUGUUACAAACAUGUUUUCAUUAUUUCUGUAAGUAUUUCCUAAGUAUUGCAUUUUGAUUCUAUCAUUUCCACAUGUAUCACAAUUUUCUAAUUUUCUAUGUCCCUUUUUAACUGUCAUAUUAGGUUUUUCACGAUA